CUUAUUCUCACUGAACAUUGCAUCCUCACUACACAAUGUCCCAUCGCAAAACGACGAUAGAAGAAGAGUUUGACGACGAUACCGACCUCCCCCUUCCCUCCCGUCCUCUACCAAACACCGGCACUCGUGGGGCCCUUCUUCAGGAGGUCGAUGACGAUGAAUACGAUAUUCCCACUGGGACGGAUAGCACUCAGGCCCAGCCCGGGCCCGCGUCCCUUCUGAGACCUCCCACUGCCGCGUCGAGCGCAGGAGCAGGGGGUGCAAACACUGUUACCGAUAUCACCCCUUACAAGAAGUGGACAUGCAUCUAUCCGAUCUAUAUCGACGCGAAGCGCGCGUAUGGUACAGGAGAGCGCCGGAUAUCGCGCGAGAAGAGCAUCUGGUGGCCGCUGAGCAAGGACAUUGCCGAUGCGUGUAGUCGACUUGGCCUCGGGACGCUACACGAAGUGCAGAAAUGUCAUCCCCGAGACUGGGAGAAUCCCGGCCGCGUCCGUGUGCAGUGGCGGAAGGAUGGCAAGCUGGUCAACUCGGCUAUCGCGAGCAAAAAGCAGCUUCUGGAAAUGAUUUCAUUUCAGAUUCAGCGGACGAAGCCAGAUAACAUCCCCAAGAAGCCAUUCUUGACGUCGCGGGACCCUAAUAUCCCAUCAGAACCCGUGUCGGCCACGCCCUCCGCUGCCCCCUCAGCGCAGACGCCGUCGAACGCGUCCUCGAACACAAAGGGGAAGCAGCCUGCGAAGGGAAAACCGGGAUCCGCGCUCACUGUCGCGUCUGCUACGCCCUCAUCAACUCAGGACGACUACGUGCAGAAAGCAAGGCUCCCUCGCCCACCCGCGCCUCUACCGUCUCUAGCGUCGCGCGUAUCUCCGUAUUCACCAGCCCUUCCGAGUGGGGUGCUCAUCGAGACCGUCAAGGCCGGUAUGAACGCGCAGGCAGAAGGCGGAGGUGCGGGUGGCAUGGGUGGUAUGGGUGCUUCAAAAGGAAAGAAAAAAGUCAUCAGGGUGCGAGGAUAGCCAUUUGCGUUAGAGGUGGGCAGAUAGUUGGUUAAGCAGGUGUGUACGAGUAUUUGGGGAGUACGCACUCAAGGGAUACAAUACCACGCUGAUUUGAGC
Molecule: messenger RNA, 1109 nt
Organism: Coniophora puteana RWD-64-598 SS2
Lineage: Eukaryota; Fungi; Basidiomycota; Agaricomycetes; Boletales; Coniophoraceae
Product: signal recognition particle SRP19 subunit
Exons: 3
Coding region: 36-1010 (324 amino acids)
Biological process (GO): SRP-dependent cotranslational protein targeting to membrane; SRP-dependent cotranslational protein targeting to membrane, signal sequence recognition
Cellular component (GO): signal recognition particle, endoplasmic reticulum targeting
Molecular function (GO): 7S RNA binding
Source: RefSeq, a predicted model, not a curated record